AUGCGGAGGCCGGCCGGCGGCGACAGUGAUGACGGCGUCCAAGGCGGGCGGCCCGGCGGCGGCGGUGGGCUGUCGCUUUCCCGGCGAGGGCGGCAACGGGCGGGGGCUGGCUCCGGCGAUAGCCUCGGCCGGGCGAUGGUGGGCGGCGACGGCGAUGGCGAGCGGCUGCGGGCCGACGGCGUGGGCGGCCGCAGCGGGCGGGCGAGGCGCGAGGCCGGCGGCGACAGCGUCGGUCCUGCGGUUGGCGCGGAGAGGCUUCGGGCCGCUACGAGGCGGCGAGGCGGGCGGGGCGAGCGGCGCGACCCGGCGGGGCGGGCAGCGGGCGGGAGAGGCUCGGGCGGGCGGCCGCCGCGAUCGGCGGCGAGGCGGGGGGCUGGGGGCGGCCGCGAGGGAGGCUGCAGGCGGGCUGCUGAGGCCCAGGUAGCGGCGACGGCGACGGUGACGGCUGCGACAGCGAGCGCGCGGCCGCCGGGCGGGCGACGGGCGGGGUGGGCGUGGGGCGGGCGGCCGGCGGCCGCCGACGGGAGGGGGGGACACGCGGGCGACGGGCGGGGACUGCGGGCGAGGCUGCGAGGGUUUGAGGCGACGGCGGCGUGGGAGCAGCACAGAUCGGGCUUGGGCGUCGUCGGGGAAGGGGAGAGGGGGUAA
This is a messenger RNA of Syzygium oleosum, 648 nucleotides long. RefSeq lists its product as uncharacterized. The transcript has a single exon. Bases 1 to 648 code for a protein of 215 amino acids. The record is from RefSeq and is a predicted model, not a curated record. Lineage: Eukaryota; Viridiplantae; Streptophyta; Magnoliopsida; Myrtales; Myrtaceae.